UUUGCUGAGAGCAGGCUGCGUGUGAGCCCAGCGUCAAGUAAUUCUGGCUUCCUCGAGUCGACGGUGGUGGACCAGGCUCUACGAGAGGACUGGCUGUGAAGGAUGAGUUCAGGGUGGGAUGACGGACCGCUUCUGGGACCAGUGGUAUCUCUGGUAUCUCCGCCUGCUCCGGCUGCUGGAUCGAGGGUCUUUUCGGAAUGAUGGUUUGAAAGCUUCUGAUGUCCUUCCCAUCCUAAAGGAAAAAGUGGCCUUCGUGUCUGGGGGCCGUGAUAAGCGAGGUGGACCCAUCCUGACUUUCCCUGCUCGCAGCAAUCAUGACAGAAUAAGACAGGAAGACCUGCGGAAACUCGUGACCUAUUUGGCCAGCGUGCCAAGUGAGGACGUGUGCAAACGUGGCUUUACUGUCAUCAUCGACAUGCGGGGCUCCAAGUGGGACCUCAUCAAGCCACUCCUCAAGACACUGCAGGAAGCCUUUCCAGCCGAGAUCCAUGUGGCCCUCAUCAUCAAGCCUGACAACUUCUGGCAGAAACAGAAGACCAAUUUUGGCAGUUCCAAAUUCAUCUUUGAGACGAGCAUGGUGUCCGUGGAGGGCCUCACGAAGCUGGUGGACCCCUCUCAGCUGACUGAGGAGUUUGAUGGCUCCCUGGACUACAACCAUGAGGAGUGGAUUGAGCUGCGGCUCUCCCUGGAGGAGUUCUUCAACAGCGCUGUGCACCUGCUCUCACGCCUUGAGGACCUGCAGGAGAUGCUCGCACGGAAGGAGUUCCCCGUUGAUGUGGAGGGCUCGCGGCGGCUCAUUGAUGAGCACACACAGCUUAAGAAGAAGGUGCUGAAGGCCCCUGUGGAGGAGCUGGACCGGGAGGGGCAGCGGCUGCUGCAGUGCAUCCGUUGCAGUGACGGCUUCUCAGGACGCAACUGUAUCCCGGGCAGCGCUGAUUUCCAGAGUCUGGUUCCCAAGAUCACUAGCCUCCUGGACAAGCUGCACUCUACCCGGCAGCACCUGCACCAGAUGUGGCACGUGCGCAAGCUCAAGCUGGACCAGUGCUUCCAGCUGCGGCUCUUCGAGCAGGAUGCUGAGAAGAUGUUCGACUGGAUAAGCCACAACAAGGAGUUAUUCCUCCAGAGCCAUACAGAGAUUGGAGUCAGCUACCAGCACGCCCUAGACCUUCAGACGCAGCACAAUCAUUUCGCCAUGAACUCCAUGAACGCCUAUGUCAACAUCAACCGCAUCAUGUCUGUGGCUUCCCGCCUCUCCGAGGCUGGCCAUUAUGCCUCACAGCAAAUCAAGCAGAUUUCCACACAGCUGGACCAGGAGUGGAAGAGCUUUGCGGCUGCCCUGGACGAACGCAGCACCAUUCUAGCCAUGUCUGCAGUGUUCCACCAGAAGGCUGAGCAGUUCCUGUCAGGAGUGGAUGCCUGGUGCAAGAUGUGCAGUGAAGGUGGCCUGCCAUCUGAGAUGCAGGACCUGGAGCUGGCAAUCCACCAUCACCAGUCCUUGUAUGAGCAGGUGACCCAGGCCUACACAGAGGUCAGCCAGGAUGGGAAAGCCCUGCUGGAUGUGCUGCAGCGUCCCCUGAGUCCUGGAAACUCUGAGUCCCUCACAGCCACAGCCAACUACUCCAAGGCGGUUCACCAGGUGCUGGACGUGGUACAUGAGGUGCUGCACCACCAGCGGCGGCUUGAGAGCAUCUGGCAGCACCGCAAGGUGCGGCUCCACCAGCGGCUGCAGCUCUGUGUCUUCCAGCAGGACGUCCAGCAGGUAUUAGACUGGAUUGAAAACCAUGGUGAGGCCUUUCUCAGCAAACACACUGGAGUUGGAAAGUCCCUGCAUCGAGCCCGGGCCCUGCAGAAGAGGCAUGAUGACUUUGAAGAGGUGGCUCAGAAUACAUACACCAAUGCGGACAAGCUCCUAGAAGCAGCAGAACAGCUGGCGCAGACCGGGGAAUGUGACCCCGAGGAGAUCUACAAGGCAGCUCGACACCUGGAGGUGCGCAUCCAAGACUUUGUGCGCAGGGUGGAGCAGCGGAAGCUUCUCCUGGAUAUGUCUGUCUCCUUCCACACACACACCAAAGAGCUGUGGACAUGGAUGGAAGACCUUCAGAAGGAGAUGCUGGAGGAUGUCUGUGCAGACUCGGUGGAUGCAGUGCAGGAACUGAUCAAGCAGUUCCAGCAGCAGCAGUCUGCCACCCUGGAUGCCACCCUCAAUGUCAUCAAGGAAGGCGAAGACCUUAUCCAGCAGCUCAGGUCAGCGCCUCCCUCCCUGGGGGAGCUCAGCGAGGCCAGGGACUCUGCCGUGUCCAACAACAAGACCCCCCACAGUAGCUCCAUCAGCCACAUUGAGUCAGUUCUGCAGCAGCUGGAUGAUGCCCAGGUGCAGAUGGAGGAGCUGUUCCAUGAGCGGAAGAUCAAGCUGGACAUCUUCCUGCAGCUGCGCAUCUUUGAGCAGUAUACCAUUGAGGUGACAGCAGAGCUAGAUGCCUGGAAUGAGGACUUGCUCCGGCAGAUGAAUGACUUCAACACCGAGGAUCUGACACUGGCAGAGCAGCGGCUGCAGCGCCACACGGAGCGGAAGCUGGCCAUGAACAACAUGACCUUUGAGGUCAUCCAGCAGGGCCAGGAUCUGCACCAGUACAUCAUGGAGGUCCAGGCCUCAGGAAUUGAGUUAAUCUGUGAGAAAGACAUUGAUCUAGCAGCCCAGGUGCAAGAGCUACUGGAGUUUCUCCAUGAGAAGCAGCAUGAAUUAGAGCUCAACGCAGAGCAGACCCACAAGCGGCUCGAGCAGUGCCUCCAGCUGCGGCACCUCCAGGCCGAGGUGAAACAGGUCCUGGGAUGGAUCCGCAAUGGAGAAUCGAUGCUCAACGCCAGCCUGGUCAAUGCCAGCUCUUUGUCUGAAGCAGAGCAGCUGCAGCGGGAACACGAGCAGUUCCAACUGGCCAUCGAGUCCCUCUUUCAUGCCACUUCCUUGCAGAAGACACACCAGAGCGCCCUGCAGGUACAACAGAAAGCUGAGGCACUGCUCCAGGCCGGCCACUAUGAUGCUGACGCCAUCCGGGAAUGUGCUGAGAAGGUGGCCCUCCACUGGCAGCAGCUCAUGCUGAAGAUGGAAGACCGGCUAAAGCUGGUCAAUGCCUCUGUGGCCUUUUAUAAGACUUCUGAACAGGUCUGUAGUGUCCUGGAGAGCUUAGAGCAAGAAUACCGGAGAGAUGAGGACUGGUGCGGUGGACGAGAUAAGCUGGGACCAGCCGCAGAAAUCGACCAUGUUAUUCCACUCAUCAGUAAACAUUUGGAACAGAAGGAGGCCUUUCUUAAGGCCUGCACCCUGGCACGACGGAACGCGGAGGUGUUUCUCAAGUACAUCCACAGGAACAAUGUCAGCAUGCCCAGUGCUGCCAGCCACACCCGGGGACCCGAGCAGCAAGUGAAAGCCAUCCUGAGUGAGCUCUUACAGAGGGAGAAUCGCGUCCUGCACUUCUGGACCUUGAAGAAGCGGCGGUUAGACCAGUGCCAGCAAUAUGUGGUAUUUGAGCGCAGCGCUAAGCAGGCACUGGACUGGAUCCAAGAAACAGGUGAAUAUUACCUCUCAACACAUACCUCCACUGGAGAGACGACAGAGGAGACUCAGGAACUUCUGAAAGAAUACGGGGAAUUCAGGGUGCCUGCCAAGCAAACAAAGGAGAAGGUGAAGCUUCUGAUUCAGCUGGCUGAUAGCUUUGUGGAAAAGGGCCACAUCCAUGCCACAGAGAUCAGGAAAUGGGUGACCACGGUGGACAAACAUUACAGAGAUUUCUCCUUGAGGAUGGGAAAGUACCGUUACUCCCUGGAGAAAGCCCUAGGAGUCAACACAGAGGAUAACAAGGACCUGGAGCUGGACAUCAUCCCAGCAAGCCUUUCAGACCGUGAGGUCAAGCUACGGGACGCCAACCACGAAGUCAAUGAAGAGAAGCGGAAGUCAGCCCGCAAAAAAGAAUUCAUCAUGGCUGAACUGCUCCAGACAGAGAAGGCUUAUGUAAGGGACUUACAUGAGUGCUUAGAGACCUACCUGUGGGAAAUGACCAGUGGUGUGGAGGAGAUCCCCCCUGGGAUCCUUAAUAAAGAACAUAUCAUCUUUGGCAACAUCCAGGAGAUCUACGAUUUUCAUAACAACAUCUUCCUCAAAGAGCUGGAGAAGUACGAGCAGCUGCCUGAGGAUGUGGGACACUGCUUUGUUACCUGGGCAGACAAAUUUCAGAUGUAUGUCACCUACUGUAAAAACAAGCCUGAUUCCAACCAGCUGAUCUUGGAGCAUGCAGGCACCUUCUUUGAUGAGAUACAGCAGCGGCAUGGUCUGGCCAACUCAAUCUCUUCCUACCUGAUUAAACCCGUCCAGAGGAUCACCAAGUACCAACUACUCCUGAAGGAACUUUUAACUUGCUGUGAAGAAGGGAAGGGGGAGCUCAAGGAUGGCCUGGAGGUGAUGCUCAGUGUCCCAAAGAAAGCCAAUGAUGCCAUGCAUGUCAGCAUGCUGGAAGGGUUCGACGAGAACCUGGACGUGCAGGGGGAGCUGAUUCUCCAGGAUGCCUUUCAAGUGUGGGACCCCAAGUCGCUGAUCCGGAAAGGGCGGGAGCGGCACUUGUUCCUCUUUGAGAUCUCCUUGGUUUUUAGCAAGGAGAUCAAAGACUCUUCAGGACACACAAAAUAUGUUUACAAGAACAAGCUACUGACCUCAGAGCUGGGUGUGACGGAGCACGUGGAGGGCGAUCCCUGCAAAUUCGCCCUGUGGUCUGGGCGCACCCCCUCCUCAGACAAUAAGACAGUGCUGAAGGCCUCCAACAUAGAAACCAAGCAGGAGUGGAUCAAGAACAUACGAGAGGUGAUUCAAGAAAGGAUCAUUCACCUGAAAGGAGCUUUAAAGGAGCCAAUUCAGCUCCCCAAAACACCAGCCAAACAAAGGAACAAUAGCAAGAGGGAUGGAGUAGAAGAUGUUGACAGUCAGGGGGAUGGGAGCAGCCAGCCCGAUACCAUCUCCAUUGCAUCUAGGACCUCUCAGAACACCGUGGACAGUGACAAGCUCUCUGGGGGAUGUGAGCUGACAGUGGUCCUCCAGGACUUCAGCGCGAGCCACAGCAGUGAGCUGACCAUCCAGGUGGGACAGACGGUGGAGCUGCUGGAGCGGCCGGGCGAGCGGCCGGGCUGGUGUCUGGUCCGCACCACGGAGCGGAGCCCCCCGCAGGAGGGCCUGGUUCCCAGCAGUGCCCUGUGCAUCUCCCAUUCCCGGAGCAGCGUGGAGAUGGACUGCUUCUUCCCCUUGGUGAAAGAUGCAUACUCUCAUUCCUCAAGUGAAAAUGGAGGCAAAUCCGAGUCAGUGGCCAACCUGCAGGCUCAGCCCUCUCUGAACUCCAUCCACAGCUCCCCUGGUCCCAAGCGUUCCACCAACACCCUUAAGAAGUGGCUGACAAGUCCUGUACGCCGGCUCAACAGCGGGAAAGCAGAUGGAAACAUCAAGAAACAGAAGAAAGUACGGGAUGGUCGGAAGAGCUUCGACCUGGGAUCUCCCAAGCCUGGAGAUGAGACAGCCCCUCAGGGAGACAGUGCUGAUGAGAAGAGCAAGAAAGGUUGGGGUGAAGACGAGCCAGACGAGGAGUCACACACACCCCUGCCUCCGCCCAUGAAGAUCUUUGACAACGACCCUGCGCAGGACGAGAUGUCCUCUUUGCUAGCAGCCCGGCAGGCCUCCACCGAAGUACCCACUGCUGCAGACCUUGUCAGUGCAAUAGAACAAUUGGUCAAAAACAAGCUGAGUCUAGAAGGAGGCUCAUACCGGGGGAGCCUGAAAGACCCUGCAGGCUGCCUGAAUGAGGGGCUGACCCCACCUGCACCUCCUAGAAACCUGGAAGAAGAGCAGAAAGCCAAGGCCCUGAGAGGCAGGAUGUUUGUCCUGAAUGAGCUGGUCCAGACAGAGAAGGACUAUGUCAAGGAUCUGGGGGUUGUCGUGGAGGGCUUCAUGAAGAGAAUAGAAGAAAAGGGUGUCCCUGAGGACAUGCGAGGAAAGGACAAGAUCGUGUUUGGAAAUAUUCACCAGAUUUAUGACUGGCAUAAAGAUUUUUUCCUGGCUGAACUGGAAAAAUGUAUCCAGGAGCAAGACAGAUUGGCACAGCUCUUUAUUAAACAUGAGCGGAAGCUGCACAUCUAUGUGUGGUACUGCCAGAACAAGCCGCGCUCCGAGUACAUCGUGGCUGAGUAUGACGCCUACUUUGAAGAGGUGAAACAGGAGAUAAAUCAGAGGCUGACGCUGAGCGACUUCCUUAUCAAGCCCAUUCAGAGAAUAACAAAAUAUCAGUUGCUCCUCAAGGACUUCCUGAGAUACAGCGAGAAGGCUGCUUUGGAAUGUUCAGAUAUCGAGAAAGCAGUGGAGUUAAUGUGCCUUGUUCCAAAACGCUGCAAUGACAUGAUGAAUCUGGGACGCCUGCAGGGCUUUGAGGGCACCCUGACAGCUCAGGGGAAGCUGCUUCAGCAGGACACGUUCUAUGUGAUCGAGCUGGAUGCAGGCAUGCAGUCCCGGACCAAGGAGAGGCGUGUGUUCCUCUUCGAGCAAAUUGUCAUCUUCAGUGAACUGCUCAGGAAGGGAUCUCUCACCCCAGGCUACAUGUUCAAAAGGAGCAUCAAGAUGAAUUACUUGGUCCUGGAGGAGAACGUGGACAAUGACCCCUGCAAGUUUGCACUGAUGAACAGGGAAACUUCUGAGAGGGUCAUUCUGCAGGCUGCCAAUGCUGACAUCCAGCAGGCCUGGGUCCAAGACAUCAGUCAAGUCUUAGAAACACAGCGAGACUUCUUGAAUGCACUACAGUCGCCCAUUGAGUAUCAGCGGAAAGAAAGGACCACGGCCGUGAUGAGGCCCCAGGUGGCUAGGGGACCCCAAGCCAGUCCCAGGCCCUACUCUUCUGUCCCCAUGGGUUCUGAGAAACCCCCAAAGGGCUCCAGCUAUAACCCGCCUCUGCCACCCGUGAAGAUAUCUACCUCCAAUGGCAGCCCAGGGUUUGACUAUCACCAGCCUGGGGACAAGUUCGAGGCCAACAAGCAGAGUGACCUGGGAGGCUGCAACGGGACCUCAUCCAUGGCUGUGAUCAAAGAUUACUAUGCACUGAAGGAGAAUGAAAUCUGUGUGAGCCAAGGUGAGGUGGUCCAGGUCCUCGCCGUCAACCAGCAGAACAUGUGCCUGGUGUACCAGCCUGCCAGCGACCACUCCCCUGCAGCUGAGGGCUGGGUCCCGGGCAGCAUCCUGGCUCCCCCCACCAAAGCCACGACGGCGGCAGAAAACAGUGACGGGAGCAUCAAGAAGUCAUGUUCAUGGCAUACUCUACGCAUGAGAAAGCGGGCGGAAAUGGAGAACACGGGUAAAAAUGAAGCCACAGGGCCUCGUAAACCCAAGGAUAUUCUGGGCAACAAAGUCUCUGUUAAAGAGACGAACAGUUCCGAGGAGUCAGAGUGUGAUGAUCUUGACCCUAAUACUAGCAUGGAGAUCUUAAAUCCAAAUUUCAUUCAAGAAGUGGCCCCAGAAUUCCUUGUGCCCUUAGUGGAUGUGACCUGCUUGCUUGGGGACACAGUGACAUUGCAGUGCAAAGUCUGUGGGCGGCCAAAGCCCAUCAUCACCUGGAAGGGUCCAGACCAGAACAUCCUCGACACUGACAACAGCUCAGCCACGUACUCCGUGUCCUCCUGUGAUUCUGGGGAAAUCACCCUAAAGAUCUGCAAUCUGAUGCCCCAAGACAGCGGGAUUUAUACCUGCAUAGCUACAAACGACCAUGGGACCACGUCAACGUCAGCUACAGUUAAAGUGCAAGGUGUUCCAGCCGCCCCCAACCGCCCCAUUGCCCAGGAGAGAAGCUGCACGUCUGUGAUCCUCCGCUGGCUGCCCCCAUCCAGCACGGGAAACUGCACUAUUUCCGGCUACACCGUGGAGUACAGAGAGGAAGGUUCCCAGUCCUGGCAGCAGUCUGUGGCUUCAACCUUGGACACUUACCUCGUCAUCGAAGACCUCAGUCCUGGGAGUCCUUACCAGUUCAGAGUCAGUGCCAGUAACCCCUGGGGGAUCAGCCUUCCCAGUGAGCCCUCGGAGUUCGUGCAACUUCCAGAAUACGACGCUGCUGCUCAUGGGGCCGCCGUUUCCUGGAAGGAAAACUUUGAUUCGGCUUAUACUGAGCUGAACGAAAUUGGAAGAGGACGUUUCUCCAUAGUAAAGAAGUGCAUUCACAAAGCCACCCGCAAGGACGUCGCUGUGAAAUUUGUUAGUAAAAAAAUGAAGAAGAAAGAGCAGGCUGCCCAUGAGGCAGCCCUACUUCAGCACCUGCAGCACCCCCAGUACAUCACCCUCCAUGACACCUAUGAGUCCCCCACAUCCUACAUCCUGAUUUUGGAACUGAUGGAUGACGGCCGGCUUUUAGACUACCUUAUGAAUCAUGAUGAACUGAUGGAAGAAAAGGUAGCUUUCUAUAUCCGAGACAUCAUGGAAGCUCUGCAGUACCUCCACAACUGCAGGGUUGCACAUUUGGACAUAAAGCCUGAAAACCUGCUCAUUGACCUGCGGAUUCCAGUGCCUCGAGUGAAGCUCAUCGACUUGGAGGAUGCUGUCCAGAUCUCAGGUCACUUCCACAUCCACCACCUGCUGGGGAAUCCUGAGUUUGCUGCCCCAGAAGUGAUCCAAGGCAUUCCUGUCUCUCUGGGCACAGACAUCUGGAGCAUAGGGGUUCUUACCUAUGUCAUGCUGAGUGGGGUCUCCCCCUUCUUGGAUGAGAGCAAAGAGGAGACAUGUAUCAAUGUGUGCAGGGUGGACUUCAGCUUCCCCCAUGAAUACUUCUGCGGCGUGAGCAAUGCUGCCAGAGAUUUCAUCAAUGUGAUCUUGCAGGAAGACUUCCGGAGGCGGCCCACAGCAGCCACCUGUCUGCAGCACCCAUGGCUGCAGCCCCACAAUGGCAGCUACUCCAAGAUCCCCCUGGACACUUCCCGUCUGGCAUGCUUCAUAGAACGCCGCAAGCAUCAGAAUGACGUUCGGCCUAUUCCCAAUGUGAAGAGCUACAUUGUCAACCGGGUAAACCAAGGCACGUAGCCACCUCCUGGCCCCUGAGGUUUCACAUGGAACUGCAGUGUGAACCAAAGCAAGACUGAAUGUGUCUGUAAAUAACUCAGUUAAUUAUUUCACUCCAUGGGGUUCUCUGGAUUGAGAAAUGUACCUCUUAACCUCAUCAGUGGUUAUUCAGGGUCUGGGCAGCAGUAAAACCAUCCUAAAUCCAGGGGCUUUCCAGAUGGUCAUUUACAAGAGAGAAAGAUGCAAAGUCACAGAAAGUAUUAAGAAGAGAGAGACAAGGAUAACAAGAAUAUUAGCUCUUACAAAAUUGUAAUCAUGUGUUCCAAAAUGAGUGGUUAACUGGGCAAACUUAAGCUCACCAUAGUGAGUAUAAAAGGUCUCUGCCUUUGCUGAAAUUUUAAGCAAAAAGUUCUAUUUAACAGAGAUGUCAUGUAUGUCAACUAUUCUGGUUUAGAUUAUUUAGAUAUAGUUUCCUAGUAGGAUACAUAUACACAUACAGUAAAAUAUAUCCCAUUCAGGUUUCAGAGUUUUAUAAUACAGAGAUAUAUAUGAGAUCAAUCAUAAAUAACUUUGAGUGCUCUAGUUAAGACAGUAAUUUAUUUAUCGAAGCAUUACAUUGUUUUGACUAAGCACAAUUAGAUGACAAGUUUUUUAGAACAUUUUAUAAAUCUUGUAUAGAAAUCUUUUACCAGAACCCAUUAAGAGAAAGCAAUGUUACCCUUUUGCAAUCUGUGAGUGAGAAGAUUUUUUCUCUGAGUCACGGGUAUUUGAUUAACAUAGGUUCUGUCUAUGAAAUGCUACCCCCAAAUUCACUGGCAGCUCAGUUAAUCUGGCAGAAAAGCCUGCCAGGAAGUAAGUUCAAAUACAGUAAGAGUUGUGGGGCUAUUUUUAUGUCUACACUUGGUUUAAAAUAAUGAACAUAACAGGUUCAUACAAAAGGGCAAGUAGAAACCUUUCCUACAGUUCCUAGGAAGAACUUAGCAACUCUUUCUGGUUUCUUCUACAGCUGUAGGAUAUAGUCCUCAGAAAGUUGGCUUUUUUUCUUUCUAACCCCUUUUGGAAGCUAAGGGAUGCUUAUCAAAAGGAGGCAGCCAUAUAGGCCUUGUAAAGGCCUGGUUCCAAGUCGUUUUUCAAGCCAUGGAAUAAAAUCCGAUCUAUCACCCUAAUAGAGAAUAGAGUUUUAACUAUGAUUGCAAUACUGAUCACCACUCAGCACUGAUAUUUCCCUGGACCAAAAGGACUAAUUGCACUUUGAGGCCAAUGCUGCUUUCUGGUGUAUAUUCUCCAUACAAGAUGACUAUACAUACAAGACGAACCGCCCUUUUUCCCUCUGGUGGAAAAGAAAAUCAAACCUGGGCAUUUCAUGUUUUUUUUUUCUUUUGUUUUUGGGGAAGUUUUCAUUUUUAUGUUUGUACAUAAUCCACCCUUUGUUUUCUAGGAUGUGUUUUGAAAAUUGCUGUUAAGCAAAUAAUAAUUUUAAAAUGUAACUGAAGUGUCUGUCAGAUCAGGUUUAAUGGUAUUGCUUCUCUCCUAUAAUAGGAGUGAGAGAAGUUAAAUCAUGCAGCACCAAAGUGCAAGCAGAAAGUUUAUGAAGGAUAAAUAAAACUAUAAACCUAUCUAAAUGGAAAAGAAUGCUGGAAACUAAUCCUGAAUUUUAAUAGAUAAAAACACUUAUUCCCACAGUGGAAAUGUAGAAUUAAAAUGUCCAUCAUUCUUUUCCAUUGAUUUCAAAGCCAACUUCCUCAUCCACCCUCCACCCCAUACCGUCUAAGAUUAUAGAUUGAUAAAUUAGUAGUAAGUAUGAGCAAUAAGACUAGAUAGCAUUUCGUAUUUUCAGAAUUAACCAAAUAUGUGGAACUUGACUCUGGCUGUAUCUGUUUCCUAGUUCUUGAAUGGCUCUGGGUCAUCAAGGCCCCCUCCCUCAGAGCUCUCUCCUGACUAACCUGCCAUAGUCUUUAUUUAAACCUAUAUGUACAUGAUACACUAUUUUUAAAUUUAAAACAUAUUUACUAAAAAUUCUUUUGGUAAACAUGGCUUCAUGAUGAAAUAUAGCAUAAAAGAAGAAAGCCUGGUCCCUAGGACUCCUCCUGGGAUAGACUGCAAGUUCUGAGGAUUCCAAGUAUCCACACGGUUAUGGCUCAGCAAGUUCUGUUCUGUCCCCUGGGGACAGUGGUUAAAGAGCCCCCUGCUGAGUCACUUUGAAUUGUUCUGACCAUGCAGGAGAUAAACUGAGAUUCUACUUGAGACGAAGAGGGCCCAGGACAGUGGUACGCAGACUGCCCGUGAGCGUUAAUGAAAUCGUGUUUUGGGGAGGGUGGCGGGCAGUGUUAGAGCCAAAGCUUUUAUAUCAGCUUUUACAUCAGAGUUGGGAUGGUCCAGAUACGAGGUUUCAUGGAAUCCUCCUAAGGACACAUGUUGGGGAAGCAAGGAGACAGAAGAGGAGGGACAUAGAAGGGAAAAUAGUAAGAGUCUGUUAACUGGAGCCAACGUACAAUCAUUAGAGUAGAACAAAUUUCACAGAGGCCCCAAGAGAAAGGACAUGUAUUUUAUAUAGGUUGGUAACAAGAAAACUAAUAGGGAGGCUCCCUGCCUGCAAAGCUCCUGGUCCCUCCCAACGGUUAGGAGAGUAGUCCUGGUUCAAGAAUUCUCUAGAACAAGUUGGAAAUAACAAGGAACCCCAGGAGAUGGGGCAGGGAAAUGUACUUUAGGUUGCUCUGUGGGCAGCUGUGAUGAGGGAUGAAGGAUUAGGGACCGGUUUCUUGUACCUGUUUUGGCAGAGAUGUUAAUUACCUUGUUGUAGAGAAGAGAGGAGAGAAAAGAGUUCACUUCUACUAUAAUUAUGGUAGUUCUCCAAAUCAAGGAAUUAGUUACCUAGGAAUUAGUAAGAGUGAACUUCCAGUUGAAAUGAGAAAGGUAAAUGUUGGUUAAAGUCCCAAGUUUCUCGCUUGGCUUAUAUUCAUUGCAUGGGGUUUUGGGGGUUUUUGUUGUUGUUUCCUAAGGGUGGGAUGCAGACAGAAAGAAAAGAUCAGGGACAACCCACAAUUUUUAAAAGGUAUGAUUUACUGCAUCUUUUACAUUUGCUUGAAAUCGAUUUAUAUCCACUUACAACUGAAUGUGGGAAAAUGUUUAAGGAAAAAAAAUUGUAAUGUUGGCAGUGUCCUUCAGGUGUCAGAGCCAUAGACACUCUUGGGGGAGAAGGGGAAGCAGAGGAAAAGCUGGCUUUGUGGCUUUGUGGUUCACAAGCCUUUAUAAAUAGUAGUGCCUUUCAGAGGGGAGGAUGGGAGUAAAAGAAGUCCAUUGUAUUUAGAUUGACUGAUACUGCUGCAUUUUUUCUUUAUUUUAAAGUAUCUUUUAAAUGAAAACAUCUGAAUAUAGGGUGAGCCCAGGACUUCUUGAGCUUCAACCUCAGCUAUUCCUGAUUCAUCCUUUCUUACAGAAAGUCUUUGUUUUUUCUGCCCCAAGUGUCCCCAUUGUUAAAAUGGGAGUUGGGGGAAGGAGGGAGGACAUUCAUCUCAUAGCAAUGUUGGAAAAAUACUCUAGUUGGGAUGUCUAGAAAAUGCUUUGAUUUUUUAAAAGUGCUACACACUGCCAGUCUAAGAAUUUUAUUGACAGUAACUUUGGACAUUCCAGGUUUUCAAUAUUCAUGUCUUAGGAUACCAUUUGUGAGUGAAGUUAAAUUCUGUAAGUUGAUUUUAACUGGAAGUACUAGAUGUCUUAAUGUCGUUUGGUCUUAGCCUGUAAUUUUGAUCAUUUAAAAGCUUGUCUACAGAAAAGAGCUGAUGAAGUCUUACGUCAGUCAACUGUUUUCUCCAGUAUUUCUUAGGGCAGACACAGAGUGGGAUGCCCUCCAAAACAACCACUACUCUCUCUCUCAAGCUCUAUGCUCUGGAAAAUUGAUAGAAAAGAACCCAAACAGCCACUUUCUCCACUGGGAGGGCAGAAGCGAGGAAAAAAUAUUUUUUGAUACCACAACUCAUUUCUGCACAGUCCCACAGGUAUCUCUUAAAUGCACAGGUAUAGAAAUGAAUUGAACUGUUGGUUUGGGGAGAGAAAACCUUGGAGCUUUUUUUUUUUAGAUAAUUAGGUGUUUCAUGUGUAGCAUUAUUUGCUUUCUUGUAGCCUCCAUAAUUCACUGCCUGUGAAGUAACCAUUACUUUUUUCUUGCCUAUGUGGAAGAGCAUGGAAAUUUAGAUUUGUGAGAAUAUGAGGGAGCAAAUAUGUUAUAAACUAGAAAGUGGUUAUUUCUGUGUAUUAACUACUAAGCUUCUGUCCCAUGAAUUUGAUAGAGAAGGAAAUAUUUCAAAUAUAAGGGGUCUGUGUAGCAAGGCAAAGAUGCAAACUCACCAUCUCCUUGUUCAGUUUUUAGGAAUGUGGGCCUUACUCUUUUCUCUCCUGGGCAGCAUCUCUGUGGAGUCUGGGUUAGACAAACACAGUACAUGAGUGUUCAGUGGAUUUAUUUGCAUGAUGUCUUUUCAGAACUAUUUAAAAUCUAGGGUUCAUUUGGAAAUGAAUUAUUAAACUCAAGGCAGGGAUAGGAAAGACAAGGUUCACACAUACUCCACUAAGAAGAGGGAAGCUAUCAUGUUAAUAUUUAUUUCCUAAAUGCUAUAAGGCUAGUUGUUUCAUUAAUUUUUAGAGGGUUAAAAAAGGACUGAAAUGUGUCCAUAGUACUAUACAUUUUUAAUAGAAAAUAUUAUUCAUGUGAGAAAUCUAUACAGAAAUAGAACACAAAUAUCACAGGUCAUAUUUUCUAUUAAAGGCAUUUCCUCCUCAUUUUCAUUAUAUGUAGAAGUUAGAAGAAAGUAAACAGCAAUUACAGUUUAGACAAAUUUUCAUCCUUUAGGGACAUUUAUGGAAACACUGAAAUUAAUACUCACAGGCUACUGUGUUUUCCUGUCAGUCUGUUCGCAGGAAGAUUCUAAAAUGUCAGAUUUAGUUUUUAUUCAAAUGAUCAACAUUAACUGUUUAUUCAAAUAACUGUUAUUUUGCCUAGUGAAGAUAGCCAAGAAAGGGCAGGUGGUGGAAAAAAGUGCAAAUAAAUUUCUUGAAGUCCCAACUCCUUAGGCUUAAUUUAAGCAAGCCAGCUUGCUAGCCCAAGAAUAGCUAGCCCAAGUGUUCCAUCAAUGCCUGACUUCUAUCAAGAAAUGAAUCCACCUCCAGGAGUACUGGGGGACUGCUACUAUGAUCUCAAAGACUGCAGUUAUGGACUGGAAGUUAACAGAAUAUACAUCUUCUCUUACUAACUUAAGCCAUAUCUGUCAUCUCUGUGUUUGACUUUUUUGACCCUGGUGCUUUUACUUCUGUUUCUGCCAAACUUCAGCCUACUCUAUGGGGAAGGUGAGUAAAAUUAAUAAGACAAAUGUGAAGACUGUAAAGGAACUAAACAUACUCUAGAAUGAGAUCCUAUUCAGAGAACAGUAGUGGUCGAAGUGCAAACUGUUGGAAAAUAUGGAUAUAUGUACAUCUGUACAUGUAUAUAGUGUAUAAUAUGUAUGUAUAUGUUAUUGCUCAUAUGCUGAAAUCUAUCCAGUUGAAGACAACCCAGGUGGGUCAAUUUUUCUAUUGGAAAACCAUUUAGGGCCAUUCAAAACCAUUAGGAUUGGUAAGUGGAGUUAGAGUCUACUCAUUUGGGAAUUUUUUGUUGUCUUUUGAAGUCCAGUAAGCCAAAUGAACAAAGCCUGAAAUAUAAUUGGGCACUCAUUUAGGUUAUUCUGUUUUCCUGGAAUCAGAAGUAUCUUUAUAUUUAAAUUAUUAAAAGUUGGUUUGCAAACUGCAUUGGUACCUCUUGGUUUUGAGUGACCCCUCCCCAACAAGUCUUUCAAGAGUUUGGGAUGGGCUUCUCUGGCCAUUCAGAUAAAGGGCCUUAUCUGUAAGUGGACAGGUUUCCCCAUAGGGACCAUUACACAUAUACAUAUAAGUAAUACUUACAUCGGCUUGUAACAAUUGAUUUGAAAUCAUUCCACAGUAUUGAUAAAUAGUUCUAUAUUUUCAAGGUGCAGAAGAAUUCCACAGCCUUAAUUAUUUCAGUGUCUUGCUGGUCUGCCUUAAGUGUAUCUUCUGGGUUUUUGGUUGUCUUAUUAUUUUUAAAUUUUUCUGCAGUUGUUCAUUUUGUAUGCACACAAUGUUGUUUUGUAAAGGUAGGUUGUAAAUAUUUUAUUUGUAAGUCAAAAUCACUCAUGUGUAAUGUUGUAAAGUGAUGACCUGCUGUCUUGUAUUAUUACUACAGUAAAUGUUGUUAAGUUAUGGAUGAAACUUCAAAAUGUACAUCUCACAAGUUAUGCAUUCCUAUAAAUAUACUAUA
This is a messenger RNA of Manis javanica (Malayan pangolin), 15359 nucleotides long. It is a transcript of the gene KALRN, whose product is annotated as kalirin RhoGEF kinase. Lineage: Eukaryota; Metazoa; Chordata; Mammalia; Pholidota; Manidae. Gene Ontology annotation, cellular component: postsynaptic density; cytoplasm; extrinsic component of membrane. Gene Ontology annotation, molecular function: protein binding; guanyl-nucleotide exchange factor activity; ATP binding. The record is from RefSeq and is a predicted model, not a curated record. Gene Ontology annotation, biological process: axon guidance; protein phosphorylation; intracellular signal transduction.